AUGCUGGUGAGGUGCAUUUUGAGGCUGGGCUUGCUGUUUGUCACUCUGUCUCUUGCCAUCGCCAAGCACAAGCAAUCUUCCUCUUCCAUCUUCACCAAAAGCUGUUACCCCAGGGGAACACUGUCCCAAGCGGUGGACUUGCUCUAUAUCAAGGCAGCCUGGCUCAAAGCAACUGUCCCUGAAGAUCACAUUAAAAACAUAAGACUGUUGAAAAAGAAGACACAAAAGGCGUUCAUGAAAAAUUGUAGAUUCCAAGAGCAACUUUUUUCCUUCUUCAUGGAAGAUGUUUUUGGUCAACUCUGAGUUUAUAAGGAAAUGCACUUUGUGGAAGAUUUUCACAGUUUCAGGCAGAACUGGAGCCGCUGUAUUUCCUGUGCUUUAUCAGUUAAACAGACGAAAACCAUCACUAGGAUAAAAAGAAAGUUUUAUGGGAUUGGACACAAGGGGGUCUACAAAGCCAUCAGUGAACUGGAUAUUCUUCUUGCCUGGAUUAAAAAAUUCCUGGAAAGUGUUAAGUAA
Molecule: messenger RNA, 519 nt
Organism: Erinaceus europaeus (western European hedgehog)
Lineage: Eukaryota; Metazoa; Chordata; Mammalia; Eulipotyphla; Erinaceidae
Gene: IL26
Product: interleukin 26
Source: RefSeq, a predicted model, not a curated record